Molecule: messenger RNA, 912 nt
Organism: Thyridium curvatum
Lineage: Eukaryota; Fungi; Ascomycota; Sordariomycetes; Thyridiales; Thyridiaceae
Exons: 2
Coding region: 1-912 (303 amino acids)
Cellular component (GO): mitochondrion; cytoplasm; membrane
Source: RefSeq, a predicted model, not a curated record
AUGGCGGCGGCGACGCCCUUGUAUCGCGCCCUCGUGCGGCGCAAGAUCCAGUUCUUUCGCUGGCAGCGCUCCCGCAACAACCCGACAAACCAGCAGCAGCAGAAGCGAUCGCAGUCCUCCCACAACCAUAACAGCAACAGCAACAGCAGCAGCAGCAGCAACAGCAACAAGCCCGGCCAUGCCCGCGAGGAGGACCCCGUGCCCGUGCCCAGCACCGUCGCCGCGCUCCCGCUGUGGCAGAGGCUGGGCCCGCUGACCCGCGCCGCGCAGGCCUACGCCCGGUCGCAGCGCAAGCGGCCCUACGUGACCCAGGUCUGCACCUCGCUCGUCAUCUACCUGUGCGCCGACAUCUCGGCCCAGCGCAUGAACGGCAAGGGCUACGACCCCCACCGGACCGUCCGCUCUCUGAUCAUCGGCGGCCUGUCCUCCAUCCCGAGCUAUAAAUGGUUCGUGUACCUGUCGCACAACUUCAACUACUCGUCGCGCAUCCUGUCGCUCCUUGUCAAGAUCGGCAUCAACCAGGCCUGCUUCACGCCCCUCUUCAACACCUACUUCUUCGCCAUGCAGGCCCUGCUGGUCGGCGACACCCUGCCCGAGGUCUGGGACCGCGUCCGCCGCACCGUGCCCGUGAGCGUCGUCAACUCGCUCAAGCUGUGGCCCGCCGUCACCGCCUUCAGCUUCACCUUCAUCCCGCUCGAAUACCGCAGCGUCUUUGCCGGCACCAUCGCCGUCGGCUGGCAGACGUACCUGGCAUACCUCAACCGGCAGGCCGAGGAGGAAGAGGCCAGGGAGAAGAUGGCGCACCUGUCCUCUCAUGCUCAGGCUCAGGCUCAGGCUCAUGCUCAGGAUCAGGCUCAUCAGGCUCUCCCCGAGACCAUAUCCGACAAGAUACCCAAGAAGGCCACCGCCUGA